GUCAGUCCAAUGGCGUAGUGUGUGUCUGGGCUUGACUCACAGUUCGUGUCUUUGGGUAAUGUUGAAAAGCCAUUUCUAUUCGGUCAUGGGCCAGUUCACCGGCCCUCAAUCGCUGGGAAAAAUCACAGAAUCUUGGAAAAGUAAGGGGAAUCCGCUUUAUUGGGGUUCUUGUUCCUCCGGUGAGCUGUUGCUCACCAAAAUGCCACUCAAUUUUUUAAUGGUUCUUGGGGCUCUUUUUUCCCAGAUGUUCCUGGAAAUAAAUACAGUAAUGGGUAAGAAUUUAAAGGACUGUGUGUAAGUAAGAUUCUAUGCCUGCUGCUGCUGCUGCAAUGGGGUCCUUGGGAGUGUUUUUUCCCCCAAAUGAUGCUUUGCUUACAUUAGUUAAAUAUUUUUUUUCUUCUUCCCAAUAUUUAUAAAGCUGCAAGAUUAUUUGGUUCCUAGCUUGUUGAGUCAUCCAGGAUAUUACCAGCUGUGUUUCUGGGUAACCCAACUUUACCUUUUUUUACAUUCUUGAUUCUUGUAAACAGUGGAGAGCAUAGCAAUGAGAGCUCAUAAGUAGAAGAACUAAUUCUUGGUCUCUUGGGUUUACUACAUAAGGGGGAAAAAUUGGUUCUUUCCCAUUGAUGGUUCCUAUUCUGCAGAAGAAAUGGGUAGUGGGGAAAAUGGUGAUAUGAGCUCAGGCUAUGCUGCAUUUCGGACCGUUGAUUGGGACCCUAUUGUUUCAAUGGACCAGAGUUUUCACUUCCCAGAUGUUCUUGAUAAUCACCCAAUCUGCACAAGUUCUGAACUUGUUCAAGACCCAUCUCAUGUGUGGGAGUUUCAAAGUUCUCAAGAAGUUUUCUGGAAUUGUGAAGUUCCUUUCUCAUCACAGUCUCUUUCUCUGUCCAAGAAUGUUGAAGAGGGGCUGCCAAAGGGUACAUUGGCAGAUAAUCCAGAUGGCUUUAGACAGAUUCGCGAAAAGAAACAAAAAACAGAAGAAACGAAUGGCUCGGGCGAUUUGAGGGCAAAGAAAACUAGUAAUGAGGGAAAGUAUGUUCAUGUGAGAGCUAUAAGAGGCCUAGCUACAAACCCUCAUAGCCUUGCAGAAAGGGUGAGAAGAGAAAGGAUCGGUGAGAGGAUGAGAUUGCUCCAAGAACUUGUCCCCUGCUGCGACAAGAUAAUUGGGAAAGCGGUGAUGCUGGAUGAAAUCAUCAACUAUGUGCAGUCACUCCAGCAGCAGGUUGAGUUUCUGUCAAUGAAACUUGCAUCUGUGAACCCAGAGUUUCACCUUGGCAUUGAACAGGCAAUGCCCAAAGAGAUCUUUACUACCCAAAGAAGCGACGUGUCUCUUCUUCGAUCUGGUCAUGGAACAAGCUCGUCCGUGCGUUCCACAAGUACCCUAAACCCAACACCACCAAACAAUCCCUUAUUUCAGAAUGUAUGGGGAAAUAUGGACAGAAAUGGUAAGAGAGUAGCAGCUGCAUAUAAUAUGUUUUUCCAGAGUUUAUAUACUUUUGUUCUUCGAUUUUUUAGCAGAAGAAUGUCAUCAACUGUAAUGAACUUAAGAUGGUCAUCCAUAUCAAGAGCUUAGAGAGCUAAAAAUCAAUGAUCUGAUGAGUUGAUACAAUCAUUGUGUGCCUAUUUUUAACCUCUCCCUCCCAAAGAACUUUACAUAAUUUGACUUUUAUUAAACUUAAGAAGAGUGU
Messenger RNA from Cuscuta campestris, 1685 nucleotides. The record is from the annotation of a GenBank genome assembly. Lineage: Eukaryota; Viridiplantae; Streptophyta; Magnoliopsida; Solanales; Convolvulaceae.